Molecule: messenger RNA, 7614 nt
Organism: Porites evermanni
Lineage: Eukaryota; Metazoa; Cnidaria; Anthozoa; Scleractinia; Poritidae
Source: the annotation of a GenBank genome assembly
GCACCACUUGUCACCUUUUCAGGAAUAACGAUCGGAGUAUAGCACAAUAGUCCUGCCUUAGUGAUGUUUAUGACGGUACGGUGUAAUUAAUAUCAGACUCAUAUCUGAUCUUUCUUGACAAAAUGAUGACCUCCAAGACCCACUCAGGGGGUGAUUAAUAUCAUGAAGAAACAAAGACUAGAAUUUCAUAAUUUCUAUAAACAAUUCUAUCUGCGCCAAUGGCGUCAACUCGCCCUUCAUCAAAUCUCCACACCGUUGUGUCAGGUCUUCAUCUGAUUUUUACAAUCGCAUCAGUUGCUUUUCUUUCUUUCAAAGUCUAUCACCUCGAUUGUGAGCUUUCCUUAAUUCGAGGAAAAGUUUCGUUAAGUGAAGGCGACGUAAAAGUGACCGAAGGGACCCCGCUGUCUGCAGAUUCAAAUAACGAAGAGCUCAGAAGUGAAAGAAAUCGCCGAGAUGAUCAACAGAAGCUCAAAUCAUAUACAAAAGACAACCUCAAGGCAGCAUGUGUCCAGAAGUUGUUGGGCGAUCUUCAGGUAUCAAAUUGUUUCCCUUUAAUUUGUAGCAUUUUUGUACUACUGAGCGAUCGAGUUGCCAGUUUCCGUUCAGACAAAUCUAGGUAGUGCGUCAGUGUUGCGAGUGUGCGAGUGUGCGUACGUGAUUACCAGCCCUGGCACUCAUAAACUAUAGAAAAAGCGCAAAAAUUUGGAAUUACGCAUUGCAUUAGAAAAGUGUAGCAACUUUUAGAGCUUCGGCAUCAUUUUCUUUGAAUCCCAAUUUCCGUGACCCGUUGAGUAAUUAUAACAUCCACGAUGGGAACCAUUUUGAACUGAUGGCACAGCAUAUCUCGUAUCUCCCUAUUUUACCACGUGCUGCUAGUCAAAUCACUGAAAAACCUACCUAGACCGUUUCCCUUCCCUGAUUUCAAGUGAUAGUCCUGAUCUUGGUAUCUAAGCACCAAGGAGGGUUAGGUAGAGGUGGAGGCGGGAUAGAAGAUACAUUUGAUACUCGUUUACUCUUUUACAGCAUUGCAGCAAGCGCUUGUCGAUUUGACGAUGAUACGAAAAAGUAGAGGAUUGUAAAGUAAACAGUCUUUCCCUCAAUUAAGAAAACAUAUAGGAAAUUCCCUCUUGAGCUUCCGGAGUCUCGGUAGACUAACUAUCAGUAUACGUUCACAGUGUAAGUUGCACUAGUACUAGGCUGAGUCAUCAACUGAACACAAUUGGCCCACGAUCCAUUACAGUUUAGCUUAUUUGAAUCUAAGGACCUCUUGCCUCGGGGGGGGGGGAGGGGAGUGCUCCCUUAUAUUUGUCUUAUAGGUAACGUNGGGGGGGAGGGGAGUGCUCCCUUAUAUUUGUCUUAUAGGUAACGUAUGUGCCGCCCCAAAGGGUAUGGUUUGUGCGCCUUUUAGGUCUGAAAACGGCGGGUAAAGGCUUUCCCUAUUUUCGUCUGAAUUAGGGUAUGUUUUUCCAGGGACUGAAUACGGGUCGGAGCGCAUGAACGUAUUUGUCGUUUUAAGUCCAAAUGAAUAAGAAAGCGAGAGCAAUAUGCGAAUUCGAAACGGAUUUUAAGAAAUCUUUUUGUUGGCGUUCUAAUCUAAGUAAUUAUAUCAUAAUUUCUGCCAACGCUAGGUCUGAAAACGGGCAUGGAGCGAAUUUUGGUUUGAGACAGUAUUGUCAAGAUUUAUAGAACCAGGUUGCACAUCCCCAACACGAAUUCCCAGGAAUACCUCCCACGGGUACUCAUGCAUGUACAAAUGUUUGUGAUCAUGUGAGAGAUUAGCCUGUAGUGCAGGCGUAUUUUGGGCGGGCGAAAGCUGCUUGUUUAUGUUCGUACUGUUGUAACCGCUAUCUUUGUUAUUACGGAGGAAGAUUUGGGAGAAUAAAAACCAUUUUCUCCCCUCUUUUCGAGUUUCAACAUGCGCUUUCGCGAGCAAAACAUUCGAGCGCCGGAAGAAAACACCUGCACUGCAGGCUAGCGAGAGAUGGAUUAGAAUGAAAAUACCAAAUAUCUUGGUAUUUGCUUCGAGUUAUUUCUUACCAAUCUUGUAAAUAAUUGACUUGCAAUAACUUGCGUCACGUUUAUAUUAUUAUGGUCUGGAAUAAUUUUCUCUUCAGGUCAUCGAUGAUGCAAUCAAUGGAACUGGAAGACUUGUCUGUAUGAGAGGUCAGUACAAAUUAAUCCAAAAAGCAUCCUUAAUCGACGUAUCGGUCGGCAUGUCGGUUGAAUGUCGUUGAAUGUCGGUCAAGUAUCGGUCACAGUGUGUGGCCGAUAGUUUCCAGUUCGGAACAGAAACGUUACUCUGAGGUUCCCUUUCAGGUCCUCAAGGCCCACCGGGACAACCAGGUCCACGAGGUCAUCGCGGUAAAACAGGACCACCAGGUUCACCCGGUCGUCGUGGCCGUCCAGGAAUGCCUGGCAAAAACGGAUCUCCUGGAAGGAGAGGUCCUCGAGGGAAACCAGGAAAGGGUUCCCAUGUUAAUGUCACCGAGAUUGAAAACCUUCUGGAAAUAUUGAAGACAUACAGUCCUGAGGAUAUAACAUUGUUUGGUUAGUACAAAUCCUUUGGAAAGAUAUUCGAGAUUGCAAAUCACUGUCUCUCCUAUUUUUUUAGUAGUUAGUGGGUUAAUUUUUUUUAUGUACACCCAACAGCUCCGCCCCGAUUUACAAAGAAACCCCCUUCUUCCAUCGUCAUUAAGGAGGGUGGUAAUCUGUCAUUCAGUUUUUCUACAUCCGGGAAUCCGGCACCCAAGAUCACGUGGUCUAUGCAGGGUAAAAGCAGAGAAAGCCCAGCUCGAUUCAGGAUACUAGAUGACAAGUUUGAGAUGGACAAUGUACGCUUCGAAGACGAGGGAUUAAUCACUUGUCACGCUGAAAAUAUGUUUGGUGUUGAAGUAUCCAAAGUGAAUCUCACUGUUUUAGGUGGGUUGUUAUUAUUGUUUAUUUCAAAACAUGGCAUAUCCUGAGGAGUGCGUGACAAACAGACCAUUUAGGAGGAAGGAUUAACACAGUUAGUGCUCGCGCGUUCUUCCUUCCUUACCGCUUAGCUGUAAGUAGCUUCAAAUACCCGUAAAACGGAGCACCGAUGAAGAGAGGGGGCGGGAUAAAAUGAGCGCGCCGUCGGCCUCAGGUUUAUUAGUCAGCGGACUAUGUUGAGCUACUGGCGUAAAAUGAGGACUCUUCAGUUUGAGCAUCUCCAUAGUUGCGUUAUGUUUAGACGUGUGGUAAGUAUUCUUCCAUCUUUGAAUAAGUGUUCCUUGAUGAUUUAAAAAGUGCGUGUUUAACCUUUUUUGUUUCUUUUUUUCUUUUCCUCUGCAGGAGCGCCAAGGUUUCCCAAGUCCCCUCCAGUAAAAUUGUACGGCUUCUUAGGUACAGAAACAAAAGUGGAAUGUGACCUUUUUGGAAACCCCACCCCUGAAGUUCAAUGGAACAAAUCUCCCUCGUCCCCUCUCCCUCUGGGACGUAGUGAGGUAAAAAAAGACGGGCUUUAUAUUAACAACACUAAGAAAGAGGACGAGGGCAUUUACACGUGUCUUGCGACGAAUGAAUAUGGUAUGGUCAUCCAUGGAACAUAUCUCAUAGUCAAGGCAGUGGGUAAGUGUAAGAACAUAGAAAAUUAACUACAAAAGACCGUAAACGAAUAUGCCGCAGAACGAAGUAUCUUCAGAAGAACUGAUCAGCAAAAGUCUACAAAGUUGGACUACGAAUGUUCUUUAAUAAUUUCUCAAGUACUAAAGCCAAUACUUCGGUCCUGUGGCUACCACAUGGAAGUCAUCUAAACCUUUCAUGAAAUAUUUUUAUUAUUAUUAUAAUAAUAAUGAUUACUGUUCCAUCAUUAUGAGUAUUACCAUCGUUAUUUUCGCGUUCGAUACCAUUAUCAUUAUCGUGAUCGUUAACGUUUUCACUAUUAUUCAAAACACUGCCUGUCCUCUUCAAGCCACAAGUCAGGUCUUUGCUUUGUUUCUAAUCGGGUCGCAAGAACAUGGUAGAGAAAGAGGCCACUUGGUGAAUGUCCUAUACCGUGAUAUUUAUUUAUUUACAUGCCAUGGUCAGGUCUUUCAUUCGACAACAUACCAAUAAGCUCUUUGCACCUGGUCAUUCAUGUGGUACUAAACUGCUUGCAGUCCGUCCACCUCUUAGGCUGAAUUUCAUCCCAUUACUUCAAGUCGUUAUUACUCCCUCAGUAACGUCUGAAUCGACCGGCCGUUAAUGCCGUCCAGUGACGUCACUACUCCUUUGCUUUUAUUCAUGCAAAAAGUUAAACACCAUUUUUAAGUGGCAAACCAAGAAAUAUCGUUUGGAAAUGUCUGCAUGAUACAGAAUGGCUUUACUUUUUCGAUCGUAAUUCAUGUUUAGCGUUCAAACUAUCAACUGCACGCAGUACUCUGAACCGGUUGUAAUUCCAUAAUCAAACUUGGUCGCAAUCACGCAAUGAAAUGAUACACACACCGAACACCUAGUUCAAAAACACAAUGAUUUGCUCUAAUUGAAAAGAAGCCACCUAGUCCAUAACGAAGAAAAAAGAAAACAAGGAAACAAGAAAGAAAAGCUAACAGAAUCAUUACAACUGACAGUGAAAAUAACUAGAAGGUCGAAUUACAACAUUGGUCUCAUGGAACUUCGCAUCAACCAAAUCACUGCCGAAACCACAAAAAGGUUCUAAAUGAAAAACCUACCGACUCUCCGCAAUGAUUCUUCAUUCGCAGUUCAAUUUCACAUUUCAGUUUCGAAGAUGAGGGCAACUUUGCUGUUUACGAUAAAGAUUGUCGAAAUGUUUGAAGUCCACUAAAACAUACCAGGGAUGUGAUCUGCUGAUCGAAUUAUCAAGCGACAAUACCGCUAAAACUUCUCCUAAUUAUGCAUAAUUAUGCGGAUGUUUAGACAAUCAACCAAUCAGAAUCACUACCCGGUUUUCGGGUAGUGAUGACGUCAUUGGACGGCAUUAAAGGCUGGUCGAUUCAGACGUUGCUGAGAGGAGAAAACGACUCGAAGCAAUCGGAUGAAAUUUAGGCUAUCCACCUCUCAAAAUCCGUAUAGUUCUUCUCCCAGUCAGCGAGAUUGUAAACGUUCCCGUUUAUCGCGGCUCGAGUGCAUGGUUUACGUGUGGAGUAGCUUAACUUUGCAAAGCCAAAAAAGAGACUGCCCGCUGUGCACAUGGCACAAACUUCCAUGCUGGAGACGCACUGGGACCACGUGAAUGACUAGCUGCAAAGGGCCUAUUUGACCACUGACGAAGUAAACCAGACUUUUAUUUAAUCUUCAUUCAGAACCACCAGUGUUUACAGUAACACCUCCUGAAGCAGUCAAUAUAUCCGGUGUAGAGGAACCAGUCAGAAUCAACUGCUCAGCUACAGGCUCCCCUUUACCCAAAAUCACGUGGUACAAGUACAACAUUACCUUACCAGCGAACAUUUACAUCAACGAUGACGAAGUAACUAGCGAGCUCGUGAUUGGUCAGCCUAAGCCUUCGCUCCAGAACACAUAUACAUGCGUUGCUCGUAACUUGUAUAACGACGAAGUAAAGACAACUACAAAGAUAGGUGAGACGUACUUUGAAAUGUAAGCGGGAUACCUUACGAGAAGAUGCCCUUUGAUUCCUGCUGAUUCCUCCAGGGGAUUAACAAGGCGAGUUAACAAGGAGAUCGCAAGUGAGACCUCUAGUUACUUGCGGGUUUAAUUUAAGAGACGGCAGUCAUUUGAGACUAAAUAUGAAAACAAGUCCACUCGCUUUUGCGCUGCAUUUGUGUAUGUAAUAAGACUUCAUUUUGCCUGUCCAAUUUAGAAAUAAUUGGAUGUAAAAAUUAAAAAAAUUCCGAGGACAACCACGGCUUUUCACACUUUGCCAUUUUCUUAUCAAUUAUAACUUUUUUAAAAAAAGCGCUUUCUGAGUGAUAAUGACAUACACAGCAACAAGAAGCCGAUAGCGUUCGCCGACGAAUCGCCGUCAGCUAACAAAACUUUUUAGGCGUGUUGACAGAUUGCUGUCCUAUUUUUCUUAAACUGGACAGUUUGCCUAUUUCUAAAAGAGAGUCCUAUCUCAAACUGUCCAAAAUUAAUCGUUAAUUAAACAGCGUUUAAAACAUCAAAAGAGUAUAGCUUUGCUGACAAUAUCAGAUUAACUACCAGCUGUAUAAUUGAUUUUUUUUAACAUCAUAAUACCUGUACUAAGAAGUUAAAUGAAGAACACCGAUUUCAUACAUACCAUGACAUUUUGAUUCAAUCUUAAAUUAGUUACCCGCAAGGAGUAAAUUUCCGGGAGCAUUUUGGAGAAAUGUAUUACCACGAGCUGAUGAAUUUUUGGUAUUUAUAACUCACGUCUUGAAUGCUACAACCAUCCAGCCUUUCCUUUCUGUUUUUCAGUUUUACGCGCCUGCGGUGACCCAGGAAAACCAGAUAAUGCAAUUAUUGUCAGCCAGAGCAAGAAUUACUGGACAGGACAGUAUGUCAGAUACCUCUGUAAUCCGGGUUAUGCCAUGGUUGGUCCUGCUGUCAGAAGAUGCUUGGUCAGCGGCAAAUGGAGUGGAAAUGUACCAAUAUGUAAGAGUUAGGUCGUUAAGAAAGUGUGGUGGCGUAUGCUACCUUAAGGUAUUAAUAGGCAAUUUCAGAGAUCCAGAAACUCUCACUUUCAAAACGAGGCUAAAAGCAAAACGUUUCAUCUAAAAAUGAGUUUUACACAUCAUUUUCUUAUCCAUGGCCUCGCACUUAGUCUCGCUUUGAAGCAGACGCUUGGGGCAACUCGUAUUAUGGCUUAUUAUGCCGGGAAUAUAUUUUUCCUUUCCCUACCACUGAGGACCGAUAAAAGUUCUUAAAAGUGACUUAGUAUUUAAAAAAAAUCAAUUCGCUUCACCGACACUUUAUUUUGUUGUCCUUUGUUUGUUUGUUUGUUUGUUUGUUUGUUUGUUUCCAGGUACAGAAAAACCUGAAUGCGAGCCUUACUGGACCAUAGACGACAACACCAGACGAAAAAGCUUCACGGCGUCCCGGACCAAUAGAAAUGACUACUAUUUGGCUGAAGGAUGGUACAGGUUUAUAUCAGGCAAACAAAUGUCCACAAGUUGUACUUAUGUAUCCGGCUAUUGCGAUACUUCAUAUGCUGGAUGGUUACAGGGAAGCCAUCCGUCAGUUAAGGAUGGGGUGGUCUCUAGAAAAGUAUGUUUUGGCUAUGCUGGUGGUUAUAGUCGUAACUGUUGUCGUUAUAGUACAUAUAUAAAGAUGCGCAACUGUGGUUCUUUCUUCGUCUACAAACUGAAACCCACACCAAAUUCUAACUGUCGUUAUUGUACUGAAUACUAACAGAGUCAACUUACCAAGCAGCAUACUUAGAUAAUUAUAGAGGAUAUUACAUGGCCGCGCAGAGAUACGAAAUGUCUCUUCAAGUGUGGAAUACGAGAAGAAAGAGGUGGUGUUUUAAGGCGGCUAUACAUUGUUCUAUUCAUUACAUAAACACCAAUGAAAUACCAAACCAUUUCACUUGAAUAUUUUUCUUUGGCUACCGGCGAAAGACGCGAUUUAUCGUGUAACCAUAGCAACGACGGAGAUCUUUUCACGUGUGAAGGUGUCAUAUUUUCGCGGGAAGGCUCACCUGGUAUAUCAUUGGUGUUUAAAUAAUAAAAGGUA